Messenger RNA from Closterium sp. NIES-65, 750 nucleotides. The record is from the annotation of a GenBank genome assembly. NCBI's taxonomy places the organism in Eukaryota, Viridiplantae, Streptophyta, Zygnematophyceae, Desmidiales, Closteriaceae.
AUGACUCUGCGUCUACCCCUCCCUGCAACUGACUACCCCUUCCCUUACCCAUCAUCCCCCUUCUCCCCCUCAUCAAACUCCCAACCCCGCCCUCCCCCACACCCCUCUUCUCCCCCCAAUUUCACCCUCUCUUCGCGCCCUCCCUCCUUUCCUAUUCCUUCCCCCCCCCUCUUCCCCCCCUCUUUUCCUUCUUUCCCCCAUGGUAGCCGUGCUGGCGGUACCGCUAGUCGCCACGCUAUGGUCAUACCAUUCCCUCAUGGGCGAUCCAGAGUCGCGUACGCUCGCCUCGCUCUCCCUCGAAAUACUCUUUUCUACCUCGGCCCUUCUUCUCCCACGACCCUCCUCCCCUCCUCCUUUUUUUCCCUCCCUCCCUCUUCUCCCCCCUCCCUCUUCUCCCCCCUCCCUCUUUCUCCCCCCUGCUUCUUCUUUCCCCUCCCUCUUCUCCCCCCUCCCUCUUCUCCCCCCUCCCUCGUCUCCUCCCUCCCUCCCUCUCUCCAUCCCCGCCUCCCUUCUCUCCCCAUCUUCCCCCCUCCCCCUUUCCCUCCCUCCCUCUCUCCCCCUCUCGCUCCGUGUCAAAUCCCCACUCCCUCUCCCGCACUCUCCAUCCCCCAACUCCCCCUCCCAACACUCUCUCUUCUGCGCAUGCAGACUCAGCUCCAGGGCAACAGGACAUGCCAUUGUGCCUUUUCUUUUCCGCUAUCCUCUGAGAUCUCACCGUCCCCGUCAACCUCCCUUUCACCCUCCCUGUAA